This is a messenger RNA of Capronia coronata CBS 617.96, 1266 nucleotides long. Its product is annotated as beta-lactamase. Lineage: Eukaryota; Fungi; Ascomycota; Eurotiomycetes; Chaetothyriales; Herpotrichiellaceae. The transcript has a single exon. The record is from RefSeq and is a predicted model, not a curated record. Bases 1 to 1266 code for a protein of 421 amino acids.
AUGGAGAAGCAAAUAAGACCACUCCUCGAAGCCGCUGUAAAGGACAAGAGAGUCCCAGGAAUCGGUGCUUUCCUCGUCGACUCCCAGGGCAACUUUCUCCUUAAAGAAGCGUGCGGAACCAACAACAUCGACGACCCCGAUGCCACAUCUUUCACCGCGGACACAACGAUCUGGCUAUACUCCUGCAGCAAGAUCUUUACCACCAUCGCCGCCCUCCAAUUGGUGGGGCAGGGAAAGCUAUCCCUCUCCGACCCCGUGGAGAAGUAUGUUCCGCGGAUCUCCAAGAUUCAGGUCCUCGAAGGGUUCAGUCAAAGUGACAGUGUCGCCACGGACCAACCGAUUCUACGUGCUCCAAAGUCAAAACCGACCAUUCUUCAUCUCCUAACCCAUACGGCCGGCUUCUCUUACGACUUCUUCAAUGUUCCAACGCUGCGGUGGCGCCGAUCCACUGGGCGGCCAUCAGGGAAGUACAACGACAGCGGGGCCUGGGAAGAGUUUGAGACGCCCCUCAUGGCAGACCCGGGGACGAAGUAUGUUUACGGCGUCAACACGGACUGGUUGGGGGCGGUGGUGCAACAAAUCACGGGAAUGCCCUUGCCAGAGUAUGUCGACAAAGCUAUCUUGAAGCCUCUCGGCAUGGAGGAGACGAGUUCUCAUCUGAGGGAAGGGAAAGAGAGGCUUGCUAUCCACCUCAAUCUCGAGGGUAAACUGAGCGCUCACCCGGAGAUGGUACCGACUGAGACCCCAGAACUCUGGGGUGGCGGCGCAUUUCUGUAUUCGACGAUGAACGAUCUGGCCAAGUUAUUGUCCACGUUGCUCAAUGCUGGGACCAGUCCCGUGACGGGCCAGUCCAUCCUCAAGCCGGAGACUGUCAAGGAUUAUCUUUUCACCGACCACCUCCCUCCGGACGUUGAUAAGUCGCUUCUCGGCGUGAUCCGCUCCAGCAUACCCGCAGCAUCGCACGACGGCUCGUUUUUUCCGUCCUUGCCGCCCAGCUCUCGUGGCUGGUCGUGCGGACUACUUCUGAACCACGAGGAUCUUCCGCGAGGCCGCAAACGUGGUAGUGGAGGAUGGGCCGGUCUUGCCAAUCUGUAUUACUGGAUUGAUCCAGCGUCAAAUAUCGCGGGAAUGGUGUGCACUGGCAUGCUACCGUUCUUCGACCCUGUUGUUGUGAAGCUGUUCGAUCAGCUGGAGCGUCUGGCAUACGGACAUGAGCUUGCUGGGCCGGCGGAUGAUAGAUUGGGCAACAUAGCCCUGUUUCUGUGA